Babesia bigemina is the source of this 2550-nucleotide messenger RNA. RefSeq lists its product as hypothetical. The record is from RefSeq and is a predicted model, not a curated record. The coding region runs from base 1 to 2550 and encodes 849 amino acids. The transcript has 3 exons. Lineage: Eukaryota; Apicomplexa; Aconoidasida; Piroplasmida; Babesiidae.
AUGGGGGUGAGACUGAGUUUACUACACCUCUGGUGCCUCAUUUCGGUGCACCAAAUCUACCGAGUUGACGGCUAUGGCAGUGGCACGCUGUCGCUGCUGGGAGGAGAGAUAAAUCCGACUUACGACUUCUUCGGCGAGCUUGCGGCGAAUAACUCGCACAAGAAACAUAACCACAUUGCGGAAAGAGGGAACGGACAUCAUCACGGGCCGCACCAUGGCAGUGAAGGCCAUGGACAUGAGCACCACCAUGAACGGGAGGGGCACGAACAUGGGACACAUCACAAGAUGAUUCACGAGCACGGUAAAGACGGCCACAAUGCGCAUAAUCAAGCCCAUUCAAAGCAUCACCACAACCAUGCUGGCGGCGCCGACGAACACUCCGGCCACCACGAAGCGGGCCACCAUGGGCAUUCGAAGCAUCACGCGAGCUUUUGCGAAACGCACAACUGCCCGGGCGGUCGCAAGGGAGUCAGGUUAGAUGAAACAGGUGGACUGCCGUUGUUCCCUUCCUUUCUGGCAUCAGACAUACCCGGCUUUUUGGAGAGCCGCAACUUCCUCUACGAGCCGUCCCAUGCAGCAAUAGCCACAAUUCCAGUUCACCCGCAUCAAUUUCUGGAGCGGGAGAGUGAGGCACACGAUGUUGCUAAACACGAAAGCGCAAAGGAUGGAUCUGGACAUCACGGCAGUGCCAAGCAUGAAAAUGUAGAGCACGGCGGAGACCCACAGCACAAAUCUAAGUCGGAGGAAGCCGGCAAUGGCCAUAACAAAUCCCAUUCGUCAUCCAAAGAUGAGGAUGAGGAAUUUGAGGACGAGGGCGACGAUGAGUAUUUGAAAGAUGACUACGACGACGAGGACGACGAAGGCGAGGAAGAGGGAUAUGAUGAUGAAUAUAUGGAGGACGACCUAAAUGAAGACAAAGAAUCCGGUCACGACAAUGUUCCCGUAUGCAAGCUUGCACCUGUCGGAAAUCAUCCCAAGGAUGGAAAUGUCGUUCAAGGUGCCGAAGGACAGCAGUCGGGGACCCAGGGCGCCACCGACGCGCAACAGUCCAUAAAUGCUACCCACACAGAGCAUGCCGACGCUGCCACUGCAGGGGAACACAUUGCGGGAGGGAACAUUCGUGUGGACAAGCAUACAGGCCUUGCCUGCAGGAUUCGCCCGGAGGGGCACAGCGAUGGAGCGGAGCAGCACACGGAAACUGCGCCAUUGAAUUCCCAUCACGAGGACAUGGAUAUCCGCAGCCACAACUCUGAGAAUGCAUCUGCGGCGACGGAAUUGAAUGCGCCGAAAGCUGCCGGGGAUACCGCUGACGACGCCCAUCACCAGGAGGGGUCAGCCGUUAACACUAAUGAAAGCAGUGAACAUACGGAAAAGAGCGAGAAUACCGGUUCAGAGCACUCUGCUGACCAAUCUACGGCUGCUUCAGUUAACGACAGUUCCGCCGAUACGUCACACGAGAAGGAAUCCGGCGCUGCAGAUGAAGUCGACGCAGAGGAUUCCAAGGGCGACCAUAACACCGUCGACGAGGAGCAUCACGAGGACGCUGAGAGCACGGAUUCCGAUCACAAAACCGCAUCAGAGGAAAACGACAAGCAGGAGGAACAUGAUGAUGAAGAAGCUAAUCAUGACGGUAAGGUUAAUGAUGAGGCGCAGGAACACGACGGCAAGCACGCGAGCGAAGAAGAUGAUGAGGAGUUCGACGAUGAGGACGACGUAAAAAACGCGUCCGCAAAGGAAGAGGACGCAAAUGCAUCAAAAGAGGAAAACAAAUCGCACCCAGAGGGCACCAGCGCGUCGGCCGAACAUGCAAACUCUGAUUCCUCCAAAUCCAAGAUGGAUGCCGAUGAGGAAUCUGCAGACGCAAAAAGUGAGGACGAUGACAAAGAGGAAGCUGAGGACGCGGAUGACGAAGAGGAUGAGAAGCACAAUGAAAAGGAGGAGAAACACGAGUCUGAAUCCCAUGAAGCAGAGGAAAAGUCGGAUGGUGCUGAGCACCACGAGAGUGGCAAAGAUUCUGCGAAUGAAGCCGACGCGGCAAAGACUGACAGUAAGCCAGCAGAGAAGGAAGCCAAAGCUGAUAACCCAACCAUAAAUGCCGACACCGCAAAUGCUGGCGCCAACAAGCCCGAGGCAAAUAAGGCAACUGCGCAGCCCGAAUCUACCGUAAUACAAUCUGCAGCAUCCGCUAUACCGCAAGAUGUUGUAAACAAGGUUGAACCUAUCGCAUCGCCCACCGUAGACGGGAAAGCAGUCGCCGUUGCUACCGCCAAGCCGCUGGUAGAUGAAAGCGCUAUUCCGUACUGCUCCGGUAUCGAUUCAGACGAAGGUGCUGCGUCCGCAUAUAGCGAAGAAGGUGAUGUGCAGUCCAGCAAGCCCGGUUCCACAAAGGAGGAUGGGGAAGAUGACAACGAAGAACGUGACGAGGAGGAGCACGAAGCCUCAGAGCACCAAGAGGAAGCAGAGGAGGGCGAAAACGGAAACCAGAGCAAAAAUGACGAGGAGGAAGCAGAUGAAAAAGAAGAGGAGGGGGAGGAGGUAGAUGACGAAUAA